Messenger RNA from Sporothrix schenckii 1099-18, 1596 nucleotides. RefSeq lists its product as uncharacterized. The coding region runs from base 1 to 1596 and encodes 531 amino acids. The record is from RefSeq and is a predicted model, not a curated record. The transcript is spliced from 5 exons. NCBI's taxonomy places the organism in Eukaryota, Fungi, Ascomycota, Sordariomycetes, Ophiostomatales, Ophiostomataceae.
AUGGCAGACCGUCACCAUCAGAACGGGAAAUGGGUUGGCGAGCGCCCUCAUCCUUUUGCAGAGUGGGCCGCGGGCCGAAACCUGAAGACGAAUCAUCAUCAGAAGAAGAAGAAGCAGUCAGUCACUGCUGAGACUUCGGCUGCCGAGCUUGCUUUUGCCAUUCUACGCCAGAGUGGUCCCGGACCAGUCCAGCCUGCCCAGAUGCCAGCUAAGACUAGCACUCAGAAGGGACAGAACACAGUUGCAGACCAAAAGCCCAAUGUGCAGAGUAGCCAGGCUGCAACCGUCGAAAGCUCUCAUGGUCAGGCCAUUCCAGCCAAGCCCACCCCGGCGCAAAAAGAGAAUGCGGAACAGAACAUGCGCCAUGGAGUUCAGUCAAACGGUUCUUUCCAAGUCGAGAUCUCCGUACGCUCGCAUCCAUCUCGUGAAAACACGGGCUCGGUCCCUGGGAAUGAGUCGAAACGAACAUCCGAUUCAGACUCCAACGACUACGAGUCCACCGACGAGUACAAACGUCACGACCGUCAGAAAGAGCGGAACGACGGCAACAAGCACUCCUGCCGGCACAAGUGCCAUUGUGAUCGUCUGCCCGACCACCCGAAACCGAAUCAGAUGCAGGCUGUUCCAAGUAAUGGCACCGCGACUAUUGUCGGCUACCAGCAAAUAAAUCCGCAGUACGUUCAGACUAUGCCAAUGGCCUCGUUUCAGCCGCACGCAGCCCAGCAUGAUAGAUUGUACUUCGAUUAUCAUCCUCUCGGAGCGUAUCGUGUCCCUUUCUAUUACCCAGUCGGGAACAUGGGCGUAUUCCCAUCGACCCAGCAUGGAGGUGCCCGUUCAGAUAUCCGCUCGUCGUCUUAUACCAAUGGUUGGGAUAGUCACUCCCGCCCCAUACAGUCGCCUGAGCCUUCGGUGAGACCCCGUGAACCGUUCCCUAGAAGUGCGCAGGUCCCAUUCAACGAUGGUCCUCCCCGACGCUGCCGUUGCCCAUCCCCAUCUGAUACUGUCCCGCUGAGAUCGGCAAUGAGAGGCGGCCGGGACUCCAUGGUGAGCCAAGCGGCGCAGCGCAACAUCGACCUUUCGCCGGAUAUGCCUGCUAUCUCGACAAUGGAAGCCACCACUAUUGACGGUCGCAGCAUGACCGAUCCUACUUAUCUACCAUUCCCUCCUAGAUUUCAUUUCCCUGACAGCUUCUGGAAGUCUGAAACCAAAGACACUCAGAACAUCUCCCACCGCCAUUUGCCUUUUGAGCCUGGGUUUACCUCGACCCCGGAAUUUUGGAGAGCGGAACAGAGUGAUCUGAACGAAGCAAGUGGGAGAGACAUGAAUUUCCGCCCUGCUACGGCCGACCACCGCAGUCCCAAGAAAGGGUAUGAGCUAAUGGUUCCUGCAGUGAGAAAGCCCGAAUUCUGCAUUCCAGGUGCGUGGAUUGAGGGCUCGGAGACAUCGUCUAUGCAGUCCGACUGUACCAACCAACACGCCAGCCACGAUUGUCCCAAUACCUGGGCCGAUAUGUCCGUGACUUACAGCUAUGCUCCGCUUCCGGAUGUUCCUGACCCCCUCAUGGGUCGACGGGCAUCUUCGCAUAUUUCCUGGUAG